This is a messenger RNA of Mesorhabditis spiculigera, 957 nucleotides long. The record is from the annotation of a GenBank genome assembly. NCBI's taxonomy places the organism in Eukaryota, Metazoa, Nematoda, Chromadorea, Rhabditida, Rhabditidae.
AUGAAAACGCGGCCUCGGAUACUAGCGGUCCUUUACUUCGUGUUAUUACAGAUUUUCGAAUGUUAUGGCGCGGAAAAGGUGCUCCUGUCUGAUGUACAAAGCUUGACCCUCCAUUCGAACCAGAAAACUACCGGUAGGCGCUCGAGCGGCGUUCCGCAGCUGAAAUGCGUCGGCGGGUCGGCGAAGGGAUUGUUCACGCCGAAGAUUGUGCAAUGCCAGAAUAAGGGAUUCGACGGGCACGACUAUCAAUGGGAAUGUACGGCUAACAUGGAUGAUCGCUACGAGUUUGGCAGGAUUACUGUCAGCUGCGAGGGCUACGAUUACCCAAAUGACCCCUACGUACUCUACGGUUCUUGCGGGCUGGAAUACGAGUUGGAAUACAGCGACAGGACUGGCAAGACGAGGAUGGCACAGAAAGAACGCGAGCAGGGCUAUUCUCCGAUCCUGAUCAUCUUUGGCUUCAUAGCGCUGUUCAUCGCUUAUUCGAUCUACUCAAAAUGGGGUGAAAACGGUGAAGGCGGCACGGGGCCUGAUGGACGUGGACCCCCUCCGUAUCCCGGAUGGCGACCCGGCGGAGGCGGCGGCGGCGGUGGAGGACCAGAUGGCCGGCCGCCUGGAGCACCACCACCAUAUGAUGAUCAUCACAAAGGCACUUUUACCCAGCAAGGAAUGGGUGGUGCCUCAUCUUCAUCAGGACCCGGUUUCUGGUCAGGCGCCGGCCUUGGCGCGGCCGCUGGAUAUAUGGCAAGCCGGGCGCAGAACGCAUGGUCGAACCCAUCGUCAAGCAUGCGCCACCGAUCGACGCCCAGCGCCCCGUCGAGCUCUGGGAUGCACUCGUCGACAGGUUGGUUCAACCCCCCGGAUGACUGGGACGAGCGCCAGCGGGAGGAGGCGCGUCAGCAGGAGUCGGACCACGGCGAGCACGAGUCCACCGGUCCGCAUUUUACCGAGUUUAGC